Durio zibethinus is the source of this 580-nucleotide messenger RNA. Its product is annotated as pseudo histidine-containing phosphotransfer protein 6-like. NCBI's taxonomy places the organism in Eukaryota, Viridiplantae, Streptophyta, Magnoliopsida, Malvales, Malvaceae. The record is from RefSeq and is a predicted model, not a curated record. Gene Ontology annotation, cellular component: nucleus; cytoplasm. Gene Ontology annotation, molecular function: histidine phosphotransfer kinase activity; protein histidine kinase binding. Gene Ontology annotation, biological process: phosphorylation; cytokinin-activated signaling pathway; phosphorelay signal transduction system.
UAACUCAUAUAAUAAGUCGUAUAAAACCCCAUUUUUUUGGGUCAAAUUUUUGUCAUUGUCUUCGUGCGGAUUCAACAAUCCACUAGCCAAGACGGGUCUACCUUUGUGGAUGUUGGGGUUGGGUGCGGAUCGGUUGCGAGCCGACAUGAACCGUUUACUCGCAUUUCUCUUCCACCAGGGGAUAUUAGACGAACAAUUCUUGCAACUUCAACAGCUUCAAGAUGAGAGCUCUCCAAACUUUGUAUCAGAAGUUGUCAACAUCUACUUCCAUGAGUCGGAGAAGCUUUUGAGGAACCUGAGAUCAUUACUGAUGGAUAGAGAGUUCUCGGACUACAAGAAAAUGAGAAUCCAUUUGAAUCAGUUGAUGGGAAGCAGCUCUAGCAUAGGUGCCAAAAGGGUCAGAAACGUGUGCGUUGCCUUUCGGGCCGCUUCUGAGCAGAACAACCGUGCUGGGUGCCUGAGAGCCUUGGAGGUCUUAGAACAUGAGUACUGUUUCCUCAAGAACAAAUUGCAUGAACUUUUCCAGAUAGAGCAGCAGAGAGUACUAGCAGCCGGAGUUAGAUACCCAAUGCAGAACUAA